Chondrus crispus (carragheen) is the source of this 459-nucleotide messenger RNA. RefSeq lists its product as hypothetical. Lineage: Eukaryota; Rhodophyta; Florideophyceae; Gigartinales; Gigartinaceae. Bases 1 to 459 code for a protein of 152 amino acids. The record is from RefSeq and is a predicted model, not a curated record. The transcript has a single exon.
AUGGUGAUGCAAAGGUUUGUUCAUAUGAACGUUUCUUUGCUUUUAUUUUCCUCUGUACUGCUUUCGAUUCGCACAGCUCAGCGCGUCGACAGUGCGUCGAACAACACUGCUGUUCGUUCGACUCAUGAGCUGUGUCCCUGUGCCCUCCUCUCGGAUACUGAAGGCGUCUGCUACGAUUUUGUCAAUGAAGCGCAGAGAACCUGCACAAGCAGGCCAUGCGAAAGUGCCUUUGUAUGUACAAAUCGUGAACAAGCAACUCACUAUUGUAUUGACCGGGCUCAAGACAUGGUGCGUAUUUCACCAGAAGAACGUGGAAGAUGUUCAAUGACUCAACAGAAGAUGCAUUCUCGCAUCCCGUAUGGCCCUUACGAUGGUAUAGAAGGGCAAGGGCAGAGUGGUGAUGGCACACAACUGGACGACGACCUGCAUAAAUUAGAACCGGAGGCCUGUUACUCAUAG